Trichomonas vaginalis G3 is the source of this 1902-nucleotide messenger RNA. RefSeq lists its product as uncharacterized. Bases 1 to 1902 code for a protein of 633 amino acids. The record is from RefSeq and is a predicted model, not a curated record. The transcript has a single exon. NCBI's taxonomy places the organism in Eukaryota, Parabasalia, Trichomonadida, Trichomonadidae.
AUGUUCAAAACUUACAAAUUAUUCUUAAAUAUCAGGAAAAAUCACUUAUUAAAAACAUUCUACUAUUUUCCAAAUGAAACAUCACGCAUUAUUCCACUAGAAACUCUUCUGAAACAAACUUGCUCAACUGUUGAAAAGGUUCCUACACUUCACAGUGCUCUAAAGUCUCUCGCACAGUUUGCACAACAAAAGACUGAAAUAGUAUAUAAAGGUUUUCCAGAACUUCCUACAAAUUUCAGAGAUUAUUUUUCAAAUAACACUAUUAACUUAAAUUAUUUCUGUUACCUUACGUUUCCAACAACAUUUGGCUUUUUUACAUUCCCUGAAGCUUGUGAUGCUUCAUUUGAGUUUCUGAAAUAUUUUCUUGAUACAAAUGUAUACGAUGACUGCCUUUUCAAGCUUUGUUCCGGAUACUUUAUAGGUUUACCUUUCUUUCCAGACGAUCUUUGCGCAAAAUUUUUCAAAUUAUCUCACGAAGAAUUAUUAAUUCAAAAUUCUUAUGCAUUAACUGAUAUUCAAGUCUUCAAAAUAUUCGACAAAGCAAUUACUUAUGCAUCCAAACUACUUCCAGUAACUCAUAAACGACUAAUUACGUUGUUAUAUAAUUCUGACCAAUCUUUUACGAUAAAUAUGCUUAUAAACGGAGUUCUUUACCCAGCAUUUAAUGCAGAGUAUAAUAAUAACAUGCUUUCCAAGUAUACGGAGACAUUUCUUCCCUUAAAAAACAUUUUUGAACAAAUGAAAACGAAACCAAUGGGUCCAACAUCGAAAUUAUUCAUCAAAAGACUUACAACAGGUGAUUCCAAGUCACUUCUCUUUGAAUCUUAUGAAGGAAUGACUGGUUUGGAGUUCAGAUAUUAUCCGGCUUAUUUAUCCAUUUACGAAGUCCAAUAUUUCAUGAAAUUAUUACCAAAUGACAAUCAGUCAGUGACUAUCGCCAACAUAAUCAAAGGAUCUAUCUUUGAUCAGUCAGUUCACGAUACAAGGUGUUUACAACUUUACAUUUUCCCGGUAGAUAAAAGAUGUCACCCAGAAUCAUUAUUUUACAAUUACGAUCCAGUUAAAAUCAAGUUUGUCAAUGAAGAUUUCUUCAGAUCUUAUAAUAUUUUGAAUUAUUUGACGAAAGAGAAUAUUAUUGAUGGAUUUGAUCUGAUACAAGAUCCUACGAAGAUUAAUGACAUCGUUGAUAAUCUUCAUCGCUCAACUCUCCAAAAAUUUAAUAUUAUUAAUGAUAUCAAUUUCAAUACGUACGCGAACGUUGUUUACAUGAACAACUAUUUAUCUAGCUUAAGUAGAUUGGAUCAGACAAUCAUUUAUUUGCACGGAUUGAAUGAAGUUGAAAAUCUUCAGUUUUCUUGCCAAAAUUAUACAAGCAAACUGUUCAAAAUGAUAUUACAGAACCAUGAUGUGACACAUCCUUCUCUAAAGUUCUUAUUUACGUUGACUCAUAUUCCAGCCGAAAUUAAAGAGAUAAAUGAAGCAAGAAUCGCGUUAUCUUACCAUCUCUCAGAUAAGCUAUGCUCAUAUUCAACUGUUGAUAAGUCAAUUAAGCUUCCAAUCGUUUUAUCUCAUUUUGCACAGAUUUCUUUAAGGUGUACUCAUGCUGAAAACAUGGUAAUAUUCACAGAUUUGCUACAUCAGAUGAAUUCUAUGCUUAAAUAUGACGAGAAAAAGCUUCUUUCUGCAAUUUUGACUUAUUUCCCUCAUGAUUCUAUUCCUCUUUUGAUGACAUGCGCUUUAUAUUACGCCAAACAUGUCAAACCUCUCAAAAUGUCGGAUGAUAAGUACUACGUUGAAGCUACAAAAGAUUGGGAAGUAAUUGACAACAUUAUAUACCAUUAUCGCAAUUCUAACUUCGAAUUCGACCAGAAGUACAACUAUUAUAUGUCUGUUUUCAAUUGA